AUGACACAGAAGGCAAUAUUGGCUACGGAUGACCGGUCUUCGUUGCCGGCAUGUGCUAGAGAAGAAAGGUUGCUGUCGGAAACCGAUCCAUCUCGCAUCACUUCCAACCCAUCAGCAUGUUCUGUUAUUCCAGGGCUCAGCACAAAACAACGAGAAAUAUGCAUUUAUCAUCCGGAUACAAUGAAAUUUCUCAUUAAUGGCUUACGGAUGGCGAUCUCUCAUUGUCAACAUGCGUUUCGAGAUCAAGUAUGGAAUUGUACGCUCACAGUGCCAGGUGUUGGAACGACACCAUUGAAAAUUGCAUCCAAGGAGUCCGCGUUCGUGUACGCCAUUGCUUCGGCCGGUGUGAGUCACUCACUAGCGAAAGCGUGUGCAAAGGGGCUUAUCGAAGAUUGCGGUUGUGGACCCACACCGUCUUCAUUAUCAAAUAAAUUCGUUUGGUCUGGAUGCUCAGACAAUGUGCGGUAUGGUAACUCGUUUGGUAGGAAAUUCAUAGACAUGAAUGACAAGGUUCACAGUGAUGCAAGAGCUCUCAUGAACCUUCAUAACAACCGUGUAGGCCGUCGACUUCUCGCUGCUCAAAUGGCAAAGGAGUGUAAAUGUCAUGGUGUGAGUGGCAGUUGCGUGACAAAGACGUGCUGGAAAGUGGUGCCAAAAUUCGACGAAUUCGCUCAACUGCUUAAGCACAAGUAUGAUAUCGCUCAACAGGUGACUGUUGCUCCUCACGACAUGUCGCUUAUGAUUCGGGAACCUGCGUUUGAUGGAAAGCGUACGGAACGCUACCUCAAAGAUAAAAGAGAUAAACACAAGGCUUCGAAAGGUGAUUUAGUCUACCUUGACGCUUCGCCAAAUUACUGUUCUCUGGAUACUAGAGGCUGGCACACUGUGCGAGAAGUGGUCGAUGAGCCUUGUCAUUGUCGAUUUAUUUGGUGCUGUGAUGUACAAUGCGAAACAUGUAAGAAAGUAAUUGAUAGGAAUUUUUGUCGUUAG
This is a messenger RNA of Angiostrongylus costaricensis, 990 nucleotides long. Lineage: Eukaryota; Metazoa; Nematoda; Chromadorea; Rhabditida; Metastrongylidae. The record is from the annotation of a GenBank genome assembly.